Messenger RNA from Chara braunii, 1169 nucleotides. Lineage: Eukaryota; Viridiplantae; Streptophyta; Charophyceae; Charales; Characeae. The record is from the annotation of a GenBank genome assembly.
CAAGUCAGCAGUGCCACGUCAGCAGUGCCACAACAGCAGCAGUGACACAUCAGCAGUGCCCCGCCACCAUGAUGGUUUCAGUUUUGGGCAUGCCACUGGCCAGCGAGUCCAUUGCCGAGUUCCGACAGCGGAUCCAAGAUCAGCUCACACAGAUCGAGGAUGAGGAUCAGCGCCAGAUGGCAGCCGAGGCUGCCCGCCUACAGGCUGAAGCGGAGGCAGCGGCUGAGAGGCAGCGGCUUCAGGGCGCGGCUGACGCAGACGCCCAGGCCCGCCGCAGGCAGGCCCAAGAUCUGCUGCAGUGGCAUGAAGCCGCCAGCGUCGACAGGCUCAAGUUCUGGCAUUUUGAACCAUCCGAGGGCCACGACAACGCGACACCAGAAGAGCAGCACAGGGAGUUUCUCUCCAAACUCAUGACCUGGUUGGUUUACACUUGUAACCACCUGCAGUCCGAGUUAGAGAAACAGCACCAGGAACUGGAGAAGCUCCGACAGGCAGUGCAGAGCCACAAGGAUCUGCACGAGGAUGCCACACGGGCACUUCAUACCCGUGUACAGGACUUGGGGCAAGCAGCUCCAAGACCAGAUGAUGGAGAACCCAGCAAUGCAGCCUCAACCCGUCAGUUGGAGCAACGAAUCGACCAUGUCCUAGCGAUGCUCGGCGACAUCAGCACCUUCGCUGCACCAGCCUCCAUCAGCGAGCAGCUCGACACCUUGAAGAACGAGGUUCGACAAAUACACCAGCCGCCCGACAACGAUGGUAGCACCGGUGCAUCGCGGCAAUACAAGAUGUCGACGUUCCGGUUCGAAAAGUUUGAUGACUAUACGCAUCAGGACCCGAUCACCUGGUGGCAGGGCUUUACGACGGAGCUUCGGAUUCAUCAGGUCCCCGAUCACUUGUACAUCUCGGCGUUGUUCCUCAAUGCCAAGGGCGGAUGCCAGAUCUGGCUCAGCCACAUGGCAACCAUCCACGGCGUCCAGGUCGCCGACCUGCACAAAAAGAUCUCUUGGGAAGAUCUGACGAAGGGAUGGAAGAAGCGGUUCAUUGUGUUGACGACGCCCCGACGCUCGCCAUCAACCGCCUCUUCGCCAUGACUCAAGGUAACCAAUGGAUCGUGAAAAAUCUUUAUUGCUUGCUGGCAACACACCGACACGUGAUUGGCUCACGGAAUG